This is a messenger RNA of Phalaenopsis equestris, 1129 nucleotides long. Its product is annotated as pumilio homolog 3-like. The transcript is spliced from 5 exons. Gene Ontology annotation, molecular function: mRNA binding. Gene Ontology annotation, cellular component: cytoplasm. Gene Ontology annotation, biological process: post-transcriptional regulation of gene expression. The record is from RefSeq and is a predicted model, not a curated record. Bases 1 to 702 code for a protein of 233 amino acids. Lineage: Eukaryota; Viridiplantae; Streptophyta; Magnoliopsida; Asparagales; Orchidaceae.
AUGAAUUUGAGGCGUUCUUCCCCUCCAGGAGAUGUACCCGAUGAUGGCAAAGUGCUCCAGAUGCAACUCAUCCGAGGUAGUGACAAGGGAUUGGCUGGUGCACCGGCUCCCCCUUCUAGUAGCUGCAAGCCACUUUCCAGCCAUCUUCCCGUCGUCGUCCAGGCUUUCGGUCUCUCGAUCCUGCUGCUGCCCAACCCACUGGCACCUUUUCCUGCGAUUGUCCAGUCCACCCUCACCUCAUCCAGCUACCAUCCAGCCUCUGUACACCUGUUACUGCUGUUGUCCUACACACCACCGCAUCACGUCCUGCAACAUGGAAAACCAGAAGAACGGUCUGCCAUAAUCAGCAAGCUUGCUGGCCAAAUAGUAAAGAUGAGCCAACAGAAAUUCGCUUCAAACGUUAUUGAGAAAUGCUUGACAUUUGGUAAACCUGAGGAACGUCUUCUUCUAAUAAAAGAGAUGCUUGGACCCAAUGAUGAGAAUGAGCCUUUGCAGGCAAUGAUGAAGGAUCAAUUUGCAAACUACGUCGUGCAAAAAGUUCUGGAGACCUGCGACGAUCAAAACCGUGAACUCAUACUCUCACGCAUCAAAGUCCACCUAAACGCAUUAAAAAAGUAUACCUACGGGAAGCACAUUGUCGCAAGAGUUGAGAAAUUAAUUGCCGCUGGAGAAAGGAGGAUGGGGAUGAGUGCGAGUUCCUGACUGAAGGUGGGGAAGGAAUUUUUGUACAGAUAGAGAACUUUUUAGUCUACCACAGCAUGCAGCCCAGAUUUCUUCUCAGUACUAAUUGUGGAAUGAAAACUAUAGCAGGCUGUGUAAAUAAAUGGUAGGCAUAUGGAAAUAAAACUGACUUUUUUCUUUUUUUUUUCUUUUUUUUUUCUUUUUGGUGUUUUCUGUUAGUAUUCAAUAUGUAUAUUGUGAAUGAGGUGUAAUCAAAGUGACAAAUACUUAGGGGUUUAUGGGGAAAUAUAUAGAUUUUUCUGAACUGUGUAACGAUAGCAGCAGAAUGUGUAACGGUAACCUGAUGUUGUAGAAAACAAAAGCUGCAAUCUUUUGACUUUGUUUUUGUUUUGUUUUGUAGUGUAAUCGAGUAAUAAUCUGCUUCUGCAGAUUUGGUAUUCUGUUUUUA